Messenger RNA from Aspergillus heteromorphus CBS 117.55, 2212 nucleotides. RefSeq names its product Sec1 family protein. Gene Ontology annotation, biological process: vesicle-mediated transport; intracellular protein transport. The record is from RefSeq and is a predicted model, not a curated record. The transcript is spliced from 2 exons. Gene Ontology annotation, cellular component: Golgi membrane. NCBI's taxonomy places the organism in Eukaryota, Fungi, Ascomycota, Eurotiomycetes, Eurotiales, Aspergillaceae. Bases 391 to 1962 code for a protein of 523 amino acids.
CCACCACCCCCGGGGCUUAUGUCGUCACGCGCUUCCUCCCCUUCCAUUCCAGCUCCACUCCCCUUCUCUAGCCACUAGAUCCUCUCUUCUCUCCUCUCCGCCCCUCCCAUCCGCCCACCAUGGAUGUCGUCGCGGCGGUGUCCGGGUACAUCUCCAAGAUGGUCACCGCGGGGGACCCCUCCUCCUCCUCCUCCCCCGCCAAGAUGAAGAUUCUACUCCUCGACAGUGAGACAGUGGGACAUGCGCUUCUCUCAUUUGUGCUGCUGCAGGAGGUGUGCGCUGACCCUCCUUGCCUAGGUGUCUAUCGUCUCCACCGCCAUCACCCAGUCCGCCCUAUUGAACCAUGAAGUCUAUCUGAUCGAUCGCCUCGAUAACGCCGCUCGUGAGCGCAUGCGACACCUGCGCUGCCUCUGCUUCGUCCGACCCUCGCCCACCUCCAUCCAAUUCUUGAUUGACGAACUGCGCGAACCCAAAUACGGCGAAUACUACAUCUACCUGAGCAACAUCAUUCGCAAAUCCUCGCUUGAACGACUGGCCGAAGCCGAUUCCCAUGAGGUGGUGCGCGUGGUUCAGGAACACUUUGCCGACUUUCUCGUCAUCAACCCGGACCUGUGUUCCCUGAACUUGGGAUUCCCCCAGCAGCGCUUGUGGGGCCAGUCGCCGGACCUCUGGAAUGCGGAUGCCUUACCCAGGGCCACAGAGGGCGUCAUCGCGAUGCUGCUGACGCUGAAAAAGAACCCUCUGAUUCGCUACGAAAAGAACAGCUUGCUGGCCAAGAAGCUGGCCACGGAGGUCCGUUAUCAGUUGACGCAGGAGGAGCAGCUAUUCAACUUCCGCAAGACCGAUACACCACCAAUCCUGCUGAUUCUGGACCGCCGAGACGACCCGAUCACGCCGUUGCUGACACAGUGGACAUAUCAGGCGAUGGUGCACGAGCUGAUGGGCAUCCACAAUGGGCGCGUGGACCUCCGAGACGUGCCGGAGAUUCGGCCGGAAUUGCGGGAGAUUGUCCUCUCCCAGGACCAAGAUCCGUUCUUCAAGAAGAACAUGUACCAAAACUUCGGAGAUCUGGGCCAGAACAUCAAGGAGUACGUCGAGCAGUAUCAAACCAAGACGCAGAACACGAUGAACAUCGAGUCUAUCGCGGAUAUGAAGCGCUUCGUGGAGGACUAUCCCGAGUUCCGCAAACUGUCGGGGAACGUCAGUAAACACGUCACUCUCGUUGGCGAACUCAGUCGGCGCGUGGGCGAGGAGGACCUUCUUGAUGUGAGUGAGUUGGAGCAGAGCCUGGCCUGUAACGACAACCACGCCAACGACCUAAAGAAUCUCCAAAGGAUCAUUCAGUUGACUAGCGUCCCCGCCGAGAACAAGCUGCGGCUCGUGGCGCUGUACGCCAUUCGCUACGAGAAGCAGCCGUCAAACGCACUCCCAAUCCUGCUCGACCUCCUAGUCACUGCCGGGGAUGUACCCUCAUACAAAGCGAACAUCAUCCCGAAGCUACUCGCCUAUCACCACUCAUUGCAAGCGCCCCCAGUCGCCGGAGGAUUUUCCGACCUUUUCGAAUCCACAUCCCUCUUCUCCGGUGCCCGGGACCGGUUCAAGGGUCUGAAAGGCGUUGAAAACGUAUACACCCAACACUCGCCCCGGUUGGAGGCAACUCUCCAGAACCUGAUCAAGGGCCGAUUGAAGGAGCUCCAGUACCCAUUCCUGGAAGGCGGGGGCCACACGCGCGACAAGCCCCAAGACAUCAUCAUCUUCAUGGUGGGCGGCGCGACCUACGAAGAAGCCAAGAUGGUUGCCCAGGUAAAUGCCAGCUCGCCUGGUGUGCGGGUCGUUCUGGGGGGCACCACGAUCCACAACAGCACGAGCUUCCUCGAAGAAGUCGAUGAUGCUGUGAGCGGCUGGCCCGAGCCCGGCCCCUCGACUGCCGCUGGACGGCUGCAGAGGGCAAUUGGGCAUUAGCGUCGAAUCCAUUUCCCCUCGUCUGUCGAAUCUGUCUUCUGUAUCUGUAACCAUCUAUAAUAUAUCCUGGAAGUUGGCAAGCUUUCACUCUUGCGCGCGAGACUCUGGAAUUCAUGCUAUGUCAAUCAAUCGUGGCGUCGUUCAUAAGGAACUACCGACUGGCUACUAGCUGGUUUGCCUGUAUUUUAGUUAAGACAUGUAUAGCCACUUGUGCAGACAAUCAAUUUAAUACGACAAACCUUAUUGGCAG